Budorcas taxicolor (takin) is the source of this 1500-nucleotide messenger RNA. RefSeq names its product cell division cycle 20 (gene CDC20). Gene Ontology annotation, biological process: positive regulation of anaphase-promoting complex-dependent catabolic process; positive regulation of ubiquitin protein ligase activity; anaphase-promoting complex-dependent catabolic process. Gene Ontology annotation, molecular function: protein binding; anaphase-promoting complex binding; ubiquitin ligase activator activity. The transcript has 10 exons. Lineage: Eukaryota; Metazoa; Chordata; Mammalia; Artiodactyla; Bovidae. Gene Ontology annotation, cellular component: anaphase-promoting complex. The record is from RefSeq and is a predicted model, not a curated record. The coding region runs from base 1 to 1500 and encodes 499 amino acids.
AUGGCCCAGUUCGUGUUCGAGAGUGACUUGCACUCGCUGCUGCAGCUGGAUACACCCAUCCCCAAUGCACCGCCUGCGCGCUGGCAGCGCAAAGCGAAGGAAGCCGCGGGGCCGGCCCCCUCGCCUAUGCGGGCAGCCAACCGAUCCCACAGCGCCGGCAGGACCCCAGGCCGAACUCCCGGCAAAUCCAGCUCCAAGCUUCAGACCACUCCCAGCAAACCUGGCGGUGACCGCUAUAUCCCCCAUCGCAAUGCUUCCCAGAUGGAGGUGGCUAGCUUCCUCCUGAGCAAGGAGAACCAGCCCGACAACAGUGAGACGCCCACCAAGAAGGAACAUCAGAAAGCAUGGGCUUUGAAUCUGAACGGUUUUGACAUGGAGGAAGCCAAGAUCCUUCGGCUCAGUGGAAAACCACAAAAUGCCCCAGAGGGUUACCAGAACAGACUAAAAGUACUCUACAGCCAGAAGGCCACGCCGGGCUCCAGCAGGAAGACCUGCCGUUACAUUCCUUCCCUGCCAGACCGCAUCCUGGAUGCCCCUGAAAUCCGGAAUGACUACUACCUGAACCUUGUGGAUUGGAGCUCUGGGAAUGUACUGGCUGUGGCUUUGGACAACAGUGUAUACUUGUGGAGCGCUAGCACUGGUGACAUUUUGCAGCUGCUCCAAAUGGAGCAGCCUGGGGACUAUAUAUCUUCUGUGGCCUGGAUCAAAGAGGGCAACUACCUGGCUGUGGGCACCAGCAGUGCUGAGGUGCAGCUAUGGGAUGUGCAACAGCAGAAACGGCUUCGAAACAUGACCAGUCAUUCUGCCCGAGUGGGCUCCCUCUGUUGGAAUAGCUAUAUCCUAUCCAGUGGCUCACGCUCCGGCCACAUCCACCACCAUGACGUUCGGGUAGCAGAACACCAUGUGGCCACGCUGAGUGGCCACAGCCAGGAAGUGUGUGGGUUGCGCUGGGCCCCGGAUGGACGGCAUUUAGCCAGCGGUGGCAACGACAACCUGGUCAACGUGUGGCCUAGUGCUCCUGGAGAGGGUGGCUGGGUUCCUCUGCAGACCUUCACCCAGCAUCAAGGGGCUGUCAAGGCUGUAGCUUGGUGUCCCUGGCAGUCCAAUGUCCUGGCAACUGGCGGGGGCACAAGUGAUCGACACAUUCGUAUCUGGAACGUCUGCUCUGGGGCCUGUCUGAGUGCCGUGGAUGCCCAUUCCCAGGUGUGCUCUAUCCUCUGGUCUCCCCACUACAAGGAGCUCAUCUCAGGCCACGGCUUUGCCCAGAACCAGCUGGUUAUUUGGAAGUACCCAACCAUGGCCAAGGUGGCUGAGCUGAAAGGUCACACAGCCCGGGUGCUCAGUCUGACCAUGAGCCCAGAUGGGGCUACAGUGGCAUCCGCAGCAGCAGAUGAGACCCUGCGACUGUGGCGCUGCUUUGAGCUGGACCCUGCCCGGCGGCGGGAACGGGAGAAGGCCAGUGCAGCCAAAAGCAGCCUCAUCCACCAAGGCAUCCGCUGA